AUGAAGGAAGUGCCUCCAACAACACAUCAUGUAGCCAUCCGUCUCCUGAUUCCUGAUGUUGUUUGGUGGAGGCUGAUUCACUUCAGAUCGAGCAUGUUGACUUCAGCUUCUUCCCUGAGAAUAUUGGUCGAGAUUAUGAUGAUGCUUCGCGUCGCUCAAGCCUUUGUGACGCCCUCUCGCUCAUCCUUUGUGGUUCGACGGUCGCCUUUACUUGCCAGCCAUAUCCGUUUGGCCAGUGCCACCACAUCCGAAGAUACCAGCAGUGCCGCCUCUCAAGCUGCCCCUGUCCAGUACCCCGUUGCGGAUGUGGAAAAGAAGUGGCAACAAUACUGGGAAGACAACCAGACCUUCAAAACCCCCGAGAGAGAUCCUGAUAAGCCAAAGAAAUACGUUUUGGAUAUGUUUCCCUAUCCAUCAGGCGCUGGACUCCAUGUCGGACAUCCAGAGGGGUAUACUGCAUCGGAUAUCAUGGCUCGCUAUUGGAGAAUGAAAGGAUACGAUGUGCUGCACCCGAUUGGUUGGGAUUCCUUUGGUUUGCCAGCAGAACAAUUCGCUAUUCAAUCGGGGACCCCACCAGCUGAGACUACGACCAAGAACAUCGCCACCUUUAAACGUCAGUUGAAAAUGCUUGGAUUUUCCUAUGAUUGGGACAAGGAAUUGGCCACCACAGAUAUCAACUACGUCAAGUGGACCCAAUGGAUCUUCCUUCAGAUGUAUAAGAAGGGAUUGGCGAUGCAGUCUGAGGUAUCUGUCAAUUGGUGCCCAGCUCUGGGGACAGUUUUGGCCAAUGAAGAGGUCAUUAACGGUCUGUCAGAGAGAGGCGAUCACCCAGUUCAAAGACUUCCUUUGCGACAGUGGAUUUUGAAAAUUACUGACUAUGCGGACAGAUUGGAAGCAGGAUUGGAAGGAUUGGACUGGCCAUCUGGAACCUUAACCGCACAGCAACAAUGGAUUGGCAAAAGCCAGGGUUGCAACAUUGACUUUGGUAUUGAAGGAAUGGAGGAUGAGACGAUUACGGUUUUCACGACCCGAGCGGAUACGUUGAUGGGAGUCACGUAUGUUACGCUUGCACCAGAACACCCACUUGUGGGCUCCGUUACGACUGACGAGCAAGAGGAAGAAGUGGAUGAGUAUGUUGCUACAACGUCGUCUCGAUCUGAUUUGGAUCGAACCUCGUCAAAGGAAAAGACCGGAGUUUUCACUGGAGGAUAUGCCAUUCAUCCCAUCUCUGGAGACAAAAUUCCCAUCUGGGUAGGCGACUACGUCUUGGGCUCGUACGGAACUGGCGCCGUCAUGGCUGUUCCUGCUCAUGAUGCCAGAGACUUUGAGUUUGCCGAGAAAUUUGGACUGGAAGUAAAAUGGGUUGUAGAGCCUCUCAAGAACCCUGACAAACUCGACAAAGACAGUGCCUUCACAGAACCAGGAAAGUGCACAAACAGUGGCGAAUUCGAUGGGCUCUCCACCGGAAAGGCAAAGAAAGCCGUUGCGCAAAAGCUAAAAGGACUCGAAAAGGGCGGGCCAAAGAUCACAUACAAACUUCGUGACUGGGUGUUCUCUCGGCAGAGAUACUGGGGAGAACCAAUUCCCAUCUACUUUCCCGUCUCCUUCGCCGAUGGUGUGGAUGCUGAAUCUCAAGAUCCUCGAGAGGACGAUUGCGAACAUACCAUUGAAUUUAACCAACCAAUACCUGUCGACGAAGCAGAUCUACCCUUGCAGUUGCCAGAUAUGGACGACUAUCAACCAGGAGAUGACCCUGCUGGGUGUCUAGCACGUGCGAAGGAUUGGAGGUACUUUCAGAAGGACGGAAAGUGGUUUGCACGUGAGACCAAUACAAUGCCACAGUGGGCGGGAAGCUGUUGGUACUACUUCAGAUAUCUCAAUCCAAAGAACGACGAAUCAGCCUUCAGUAAGAAAGACGACAAAGACUGGAUGCCGGUGGAUCUGUAUGUUGGAGGAGCCGAGCAUGCAGUGUUGCAUUUGCUUUAUGCUCGUUUCUGGCAUCAGGUGCUUUUUGAUCUAGGUUUCACCGAGCACCCCGAACCCUUCCAAAAUCUUGUCCAUCAAGGAAUGAUCCUCGGUAGCGAUGGUGAGAAAAUGUCAAAGAGCCGAGGGAACGUAGUCAACCCGGAUGAUAUUGUCUCAGCACAGGGCGCAGAUGCCCUUCGCAUGUACGAAAUGUUUAUGGGUCCUCUUGAGGCAGUGAAGCCUUGGCAGACUAGUCAGGUGUCAGGUGUUGUUCGAUUCCAGAACAGGGUUUACAACCUCGUGUCAUCAGCGGUGGAAAAUGGAAGUUCCGAGAUGGACACAGAGACGCUGAAGCUAAUGCACAAGACUAUGAAAAAGGUGACCGAAGACAUUGAUUCAAUGGCCUUCAACACGGCCAUUUCGGCUCUCAUGGUGUUCUCCAACCAUCUGCAAUCUUUGGACAAGGUGCCUGUGGAGGCAGCCGAAAAGCUAUCUAUCAUGGUAUCGCCGUUUGCCCCACACCUCGGAGAGGAGACCUGGAGCAUGCUGGGCAACGAAGGAUCGCUGGCGUACCAACCGUGGGUUGAAUUCGACGAAGAACUGUGUGUCGACGAUACCGUGACAAUGGGCGUACAGGUCAACGGCAAAGUACGAGGCGAAAUCACAGUUGCCAAAGACGCGGAUGAGGAUUCAGCUGUCGCCGCUGCCAAGGAAGUGGAGCGUGUGACAGCACAGAUUGAAGGCAAGGAUAUCAAAAAGAUCAUCUAUGUACCUGGAAGAAUUCUCAAUUUCAUAGCAAAAUGA
This is a messenger RNA of Seminavis robusta, 2769 nucleotides long. Lineage: Eukaryota; Bacillariophyta; Bacillariophyceae; Naviculales; Naviculaceae. The record is from the annotation of a GenBank genome assembly.